Molecule: messenger RNA, 720 nt
Organism: Dioszegia hungarica
Lineage: Eukaryota; Fungi; Basidiomycota; Tremellomycetes; Tremellales; Bulleribasidiaceae
Exons: 3
Coding region: 1-720 (239 amino acids)
Source: RefSeq, a predicted model, not a curated record
AUGUCAGUCAACUUCACCACGAUCGCGUCCGUCCUCACCGUCGCCAUCGGCCUCACCUACCUACUCCUGGACUCGUACGUCCGUAGACACCCUCUGUCCCGCGCCCUCUACCCCGACGAGCCCAACUUGAUCUUCCCCGACGAACCUCCCAUCCCUGCUGUCCAAGGUGCAGACCCCGACAACCCUCUCGGAUAUUUCUCCCGCCGGAACCUCGAUCGGCUGGCGGAGCUAGCUCCACGGAAGUCCAAAGCCAACUCCAAGCUCUUCGGCGCCCACCUGGCGGUAGCUCUAGGUCUAGGAUGGAGGGCGGGCAGGUCGAUGAAGGGCAAGGACGUGGUUUUGGUUCUUCCCGCGGUACCUCGGUGUACUUACUUUCGGCUCCAGCACCAGGAGAUCCGGGAGCGUACAGACGUAGAAAGGGCGCCAGAUGAGGAGGAACGGAGGCAUGAGAUGGACAUCCUGAAAAUGGCCCGGGUAUGGUACUUCGCCACGGAGUGGCUGUCGGCUUGGAUCACUGAAGCUGGAGGGCACGCCAAAAUCAUCAUACGCUGCUCCGCCCCGCGUGUAGCUUUACGAGAGGCCUUCAUUGAUCGAAGUCGAAUCCCUCAUCGGCUCAGAACAGUGGUCACCCUGCCAGGCUCCGAGGCGGACAUUGAAGCAUUGCGGUUUGAUAACGAGGUGUGGAGCUUGGAGUACUUGGUGGAAAGGAUGAGAGGGUGA